Messenger RNA from Sclerotinia sclerotiorum 1980 UF-70, 192 nucleotides. RefSeq lists its product with no specific name. NCBI's taxonomy places the organism in Eukaryota, Fungi, Ascomycota, Leotiomycetes, Helotiales, Sclerotiniaceae. The transcript has a single exon. The record is from RefSeq and is a predicted model, not a curated record. The coding region runs from base 1 to 192 and encodes 63 amino acids.
AUGCUCGCACAGUUGUUGAAUCAAUUGCAAAUCCCGUUGAGCGCGAUUCAAGAACAGGUUAUUUUUGCUAUGAUCGAGUACAGAGUUAGAGUACACAUGGAUGGAGGAGAUGUGGGUAUCCGUCUAUGCGCAACUCGACGAUUUGGUGGAAUGUUCGGUUUGGCUGAAAUGAUUUGGAAAUUGUACCAUUGA